Messenger RNA from Dermacentor silvarum, 1689 nucleotides. RefSeq lists its product as uncharacterized. The transcript has 6 exons. Bases 443 to 1528 code for a protein of 361 amino acids. Lineage: Eukaryota; Metazoa; Arthropoda; Arachnida; Ixodida; Ixodidae. The record is from RefSeq and is a predicted model, not a curated record.
GCUUCCGUGCGGAUACCGCCGUACCCGGUCUUGGCAGCGGGAAAUUGCUCACAGCGCGUAAUUGGUCCUCGUGCAUCAAGGACAGAAUACGGCAGCCCGCGUCGGUCUUCGCUCAUUGACGAAGAACGAAGUAUCGUCCGCGAGCAUCGACUCUGCCGACCUCCAUGCAGGGGUUGCUUUGAAGAACGGCGGCUACAUCAUCAUCGUAAACCAUCUCGAGCACCUCACGACAUUACCGUCGCGUGCGACCUGGACAGACAUCUCCGCCGGUAAUUAACAUCCGCGCCGUGGAAACGACAAGCUGUAAGGAAACACUUUCGUUCUGUCUUCAGCAAGGGGUCGGCGCCGUUUCUGGCAGGCCAGUAAAGCGGGUCGCCUGAAGCAAACGUCGAUAAGGCGGUGGUCGUGACUGAAAAAGUGUGCGCGCUAUACUGCGAGCGACAUGGCGCAGAGCGUGUCGUUAACGUCGUCCAAGGCGAGCGGGUCGUCUCGGCUCUCGUUGCAAGCCUUCAACAAGUCGAACGCGUCGGAACAAGACAAGGGUCAGGACGUGGUGCCCGGUUUGCUCUACUAUGAGUUUCUGCCCCUUGUGCGUCGCUCAAAGAGCACGGGUCUCCUCGAGUUUCAAGAGUUUGAUGACGUAGUGGAGCGCGCCAGCGACUGGUACCGGCAGAUCUGCGGCUACCGUGUGGUCUCCAUGGAGACGGUGCAGUUCAAGUUCAGGGACAGGGAUCCGGCUUCUUCCUCCUCUUCGGGAGAAGCGAAGGGAUACCGUUCCUCCCGUUCGGACGAAGACGGCACCAGGCUGUCGGCGCAGAAGCACUACUACGGCGACGGGCUCAGGGUGUGGCUGUUCCCUUGCGAGGCGCACAUCAACGGCGGCGUGGAGCUGGGCUACCUCGACCUGGAGCCGCAGCUGGUGGAGCAGCCGGCCGGAUGCAUCCGGUACGAGGCGGUGCCCGACCUGCUCGAGAGAUUCAAUGCCGAGCAAGGCGACCGGCGCGAGGCCCGUCCCGGGAAAGGUCAUCGGAGUCGAGUCGCGCGACGUACGCCAACCCGAGAAGAUGCGCCGCGACGUGGCCCAGGGGGACGGCUUCGGCUACUUCCAACUCUUCAGCCUGCGCAUCUUCUUCUACAGAGGCCUGCCCACUCGAGAAAGGAUACAGGUGCGCGACGUGGUGCCGAAGCCGCUGGACGACUACGCCUUCGAGGACUUCACGUGCGUGCUCAAGCGGGCCUCCCAGUGGCUGCAGAGCGAGAGCCCGCUCAAGCUGUACAACCUGCAGACGCUCUUCGUCAAGGCCAAGAUCGACGUUCCCCCGGGUACAGCGCUUUCCCGCAAGGUGCGCACGCUGGUUCGCUACCUGAAGGUCCUGCGCAUCGUGUACAGCACGUUUCCCGAGAGCGCGGCCGAGUUCGCGAACCUGCGCUUUCCCCGGUGCCUGUCGCACCACGUGUUCAUGCCCGCCCUCAGCCGCGACGGCCGCGACCUGCCCGUCGCCGAGGCCAUCCGCGCGCUCAAGGCUAACAUGAGCCUCUGGAGCGUCGGCCUACGCGGCAAUAUCUUGUGUGCCGAGUCGCUGACCGUGGACUACGACCCGUCGGGGCGGGGCCCAAGCAAGAUCAACGCGUCAGCGCCCAGCAAGUCCGAGAUCAUGGCGGCCACCAACGCUGGCGGCGCCGCGCAGC